Messenger RNA from Paramecium sonneborni, 651 nucleotides. Lineage: Eukaryota; Ciliophora; Oligohymenophorea; Peniculida; Parameciidae. The record is from the annotation of a GenBank genome assembly.
AAUAAAUGGACAUGCCAGAGGAAAUGAAAUAAUUCAAAAGUAAUUAAAAUUUAAAUAAAUUAGUUACUUUAGUUGGAAAUACUUAAGUUGGGAAAACUCAUUUAUGUUCCAGGUAUCAAAAAUUUAAAUAAGUUAAGAUUAGUUUUGGGAAAAUUACCAAAGGUGAUCAUCCCAACUAUAGGUGUUGAAUUCGCUUAAAAAAAAUAUCAAUUAUCCAAUAAUUAGUAAAUUAAUCUAUAAAUAUGGGAUACAUCUGGAUAGGAAAGAUAUAAAUAAAUAAGUCUGCCGUAUUUAUUUAAAAUAUAAGUCAUUUAAAAAAAGCCAAAGGGAUCUAUUUAGUUUAUGAUAUAACAAAAAAGGCCACAUUUGAUUAAUUGGAAGAAUGGUUGGACAAUAUAAGAUAAAUAGCAGAUCCUGAUGUUACGAUCAUGAUUAUUGGUAAUAAGCUUGAUAAAGUUAUUAAUAAUGAUGAAUUAAGGGAAGUAUAAUUAGAAUAAGUCAAAAGAUUUGCUGAUUUACAUAAAUUAACAUUUAUGGAAAUCAGUGUUUAUUCUGAUGAGGAUGUAGAAAAAUGCUUGACAAAAAUGGUUGAAGGUUAUUGUUAAUUAAUAUUUAGAAAUUUGCAAUUCUAGUUAAGUUUAUUCAAAAUGA